Molecule: messenger RNA, 396 nt
Organism: Parastagonospora nodorum SN15
Lineage: Eukaryota; Fungi; Ascomycota; Dothideomycetes; Pleosporales; Phaeosphaeriaceae
Exons: 2
Coding region: 1-396 (131 amino acids)
Source: RefSeq, a predicted model, not a curated record
AUGGCAGGCCGAAUAUUGCCACUCGCUCUAGCGGUAGUUGCGGGAGUCUCAAUUAGUGUUGCUACGUUUGGAGAGGAGUUGAAGGAGCAAAGGCGGAAGAGGCUUCAAGAGGAAUAUGAACGCGAAGUCGCCGCUCAUGCUGCUUUGACCGGCCAAAGUCGUACACCUAUACCGUCGACCACAAUUCCGCCUCCAUCGCCUCAUCAAAUACCCGUGCAGCAAGAAGUAGUGAAAGAAGACGCAAAAGCUUCAUCUUCAGAAGCAACGUCUUCGUGGUCGUCGAUGAUUGGGCUGUGGGCCUGGAAGGAGGGCGCGAAGGAAAAUGCGGCACCAGAAGGACAUCAGACAUCAGCUCCAGCACAGAGCCCCGCAGAGGCGAAGCCAGGCAAGCCCUGA